ACUACUGCUGCUGCCUCAAGCAAGCUGAAAAUUCAGGCUCUUCUCUCUACAUCUCUCCUAUUGCAGGCACAUGCUGGCAAGUAUUGAGAGCAAUAGCAGCAGCAGCAGCAGCAACCUCACUGGCAUUGACAGAACUAGGAGCAGCCUUAGAGAACCCCCUCCUGUGGCAUUAUCAAGUGUCAGUAGCAAGCAACCAUUGGACGCACGCUGACGGGACCGCCGCUGACGGGCAGCCUUUCUCGCAUCAUUACCCAGGGACAGCAGCUCCAAAAUGGGAUGCUCCUCAGGCCGCCAGACCCCUGCCCUUCACCCAGACCUGGUUUGCGGCAGCAACAAGGCCAACAACUUACCCCAGGACUCGGAGAACCAGAACCAGGGUUUGAAUAGCUGCGGAGAAGGAAGUGUUGGAAGAGACCCUGCCAAACCACCAGAGUCUGUCCCCACGCUGGAGAGACUGGCCCAGGCUACAGGAGGGACAGAAAAGUCCUGGUACCGCUGCGUUUUCCCGUUUGGCGUGAUAUCCCUCGUGAUUGGCAUGGCAGGCACAGGGGUGACGUUCACUUUUGACACGCUGCUCCAGACCAAAGUGGUGUCAGUGGCACUGCUGUGUGCCGGCUUCGUGAUGCUGCUCGUGGCAGCCGUUUGCUGGAGGGCCCACAGACUGAGGAGGAGGAAAAAGAAGGAGAGUGGAUUCUUCACCACUGAUCAGGGCACUUUGUGAGGGACAGGCGGACUUCAAAUCCUUGUUAGUCAGGACAGAGCACUUGAAGUUGGACUUUUUGUAAACAAGAAAGGCAACUCAAUAAGAAGAAUGUGAUGCAGCUACAUCCAUGCUUUUCUUCUAUGCACUAGGACAGAGUGAUAGAUAACUUGAUUAAUUAUGGAAACAUUGUGCCAGGGAAAGGUCCAUCAUCACCAUCCUGAGCAGAUACACAGGUUUAAGUAUGCGUCACACAAAAACUCCCCCUCUCCUUUUCUUUUUUUGCCCUUCUUUAUAAUGGAUUACUUGAGGAUCCAGUGGAGUACAGAACCCACUAUAGAUUAUUGCUCCAAGACUGGCCUCAUGUGUCAGGGAAACGAACGAGAGAUAGGCAACUCAGGAACAGGAACCUUACUGGUUCUAUAUCUACAGCUUGACAGUGCACAUUCUCCCUAAAGAGUUGUGUCUGUGUGGGAUCUGAGGUGUUAUCUACAUUCAUAAACAGAUUUCAGCAUAUGUCAGAAGUCAUCAUAGCAACAGUCUUUAAGAAAUUGUCAGCCGUUUGUGUUUGUGCAUGCUAGUGCAAUUGGUUUACAGAGGGAUGCUAUUUUUCAUACCAAGGGAAUCUUAGUGGUCAGAGGAGCUCAAGACAACAUAUUUGCAAGUUUCAAACCUGAUUAAUGAAACACGGUUUCCCUCUCCCUACAAAACAACAGCAUUUCUGCACAGAUAACACUUACAGUACAUUUCCAUAGGAGCGUUGCGUUCCACCGCUGAUGCUUGAUGGGCUUUCUACUAGUAAUCAGUUACUUUUCAAUGCCUACUGAGAAGCAAAUAGAACAGGCUACACCCUCCACAUCUGUGAUGGCUGCACCUGAUUGGAUACAUGCUUUGAAUAGUGCGCUGUUUGCUUUCAAGAUGCACCAACAUGGCUUCUUGUUUGGAAACCCUUGCUUAUUUUACAAAAAUAGUUCACCAAAAUGUGUUUCUAAAAAUAUUUUAGGCAAGAAAUAAGCUAUGCAGAUGCUGAAUCUGUCUUCAUUUCAAAUUGACAACAGACAUUUUAAAAGAUUUUCAGGGGUUUCUCGAGAGGCUGCAGAUUUACAUAAAUGAGGAGCGGCCAACUCGACGCAGCCAUCUUUGGAAAGUUGCGGCGAUGCUACCAGAAUGCAUUAGCCGGCUGCUUACAUAGCCAAUGACUAGGAAGUGUGGAAAUGACGCUGCCUGUGGACACGUAGCUUUACUCUUCAACUGCUCCAGCGCCCUUAUUAGGCAAAAGUGAAACAGUGAAUCUGGCAUAAUCACGUAAAAACCGCUAGCACGCUUUGUCCAUUUCCCCAGAGUUUUUCUGUCUGCAGUCUAAUUUUGUGUUAUCAGGCACACAGGUCAACCUCUUUUCUUCCUGCCACCAAGCUCUUUGGUGGAAAAUCCCAGCCCAGCUGUGCCAGAUCAAUGGAAAGCGCCACUCCGCGCAGUGUUAAGCAUUAGAGGUAAUAGCUUGCAUUUUUAGUCGGAGUACAUGAAAAUGCUCUCCCUGGCACUCUUGGACCUGUCAUACACGGCUUGUGCAUUGUAUGACAAGGAAGUCCCAUCAUAGAAACAGUAACAGUUAAAAGACACCAACAAAAGACAAAGCCCUCAAGGGCCUGAUACUCUAAUCCAUGGCUCCCACAGAGCCAAACAGAGGCAACACCUCUAGACAUUUAGGUUUGAGAGCUGAGGGGAAAAAUAAAUGUUUGCCUUCAUUUUACCCUACACUAUCCAAAGAGGGAUAUACACUCUUGUUCAUAUAUGCGACUGGAUAUGAGAAAUGGGCAUUAAGUUAAUUAUUCCCGGCGGACAGGGAGGUUUAACUGGUCUGCAUGAAUUAGGUUACCUGUAUGACCCCAGUAGCUGUCAUCUUAAUGCCUUUGACCUGGAUAUUGUCCUUUCUUGAGCACAUGCUACAUUGGACAAUGUCAGAGGUUUUUUUUAACCAACUAGCUAUCACGUUCUUUGUAAAUUGUUUCUUAAAGUUAGAGCAAAAUAUUAGUUGUGGAUCUAAAAUGUAGCAGUGUUUCACCCACAGUAACUAUGAUAAUGUCUGGUCAGGUGAUGUGAUUUUGAGAAGACCCAGCAGCUUCUUCUCAGCUGUAGCGUUGUUAUUGUAUUUGAUUAAGGAUUUUUUUGAUUCCUAUCGCUUUGAUAAAGUGUUUACUGGGCAUCACACGUGGUCCAGUUAUUUUUGUUUGCAUGGAGAACUCCAGUUCUCAUGUGAAGCAGCAGCUGUAGUGUACUGUAUGUGUGCACACCAAAGCUACACAUAAUCUACUCCCUGUGAUUUCCCCUCUUCUUUCUUCAUUUCCUUUCUAUUUUCAAUCCCAACUCGUCACAUUUGGCCACUGCGUCAGGGCCCCUUUGUUGUCAUCUUUUUUAACGCCCUGGGUACCUCAAUGGCGUCAUUUUUCAAUGUGCAGGGUAUAGUUAGGUUAAGGCAACAAAACCACAUUGCUAGAUAUAGGAAAAGAUUGUGGUUUGGGGGUAAAAUAAUUAUGUUUGUUACCAAAGGUUAGGGUUAGCCCUUAACCGAGAGUGUGUAAUAUAACUUGUGUUUGUGACGCUAGUUAAGUAUGUUCUGUACGUAACUUACAUAGGUUGAGUAUAUAUUGUAAGUAAAAAUAAGUCGUUGACUUUUGGGACACAGGACAUGAACAGCGGUCUAUUCUGAACAAUGUUUUUUCCAAAGUGGACUUUUCCAUUUUCAUCCUCCCUACAUAAACUUUGUCUCUCUUCAGGCUGCGUCAUCUAACUGCACCGGUCGAACAGUUGAAAGCCCUGUGAGUCUCACACAAACACUAAAAGUGGCCUUGUGCGUCAGUGGCAGACACUGAGGGCCUUUGACCAAGCUGCCAUAUUCGACGAGUUGAGGGUUGUCCUUUCACAGAUGCUAAUACAACCCAGGACGAUC
Messenger RNA from Etheostoma spectabile (orangethroat darter), 3647 nucleotides. RefSeq names its product transmembrane protein 100. Gene Ontology annotation, biological process: cellular response to BMP stimulus. Lineage: Eukaryota; Metazoa; Chordata; Actinopteri; Perciformes; Percidae. The transcript has 2 exons. The record is from RefSeq and is a predicted model, not a curated record. Bases 272 to 721 code for a protein of 149 amino acids. Gene Ontology annotation, cellular component: plasma membrane.